Molecule: messenger RNA, 598 nt
Organism: Symbiodinium sp. CCMP2456
Lineage: Eukaryota; Dinophyceae; Suessiales; Symbiodiniaceae
Source: the annotation of a GenBank genome assembly
AUGGCAACGCUCCGCCUCGUUCAAGGCGUCGAACCGGGCAAGCGGUUCCCGCUCACCGCCGAGCGCUCCACCAUCGGCCGCAGCAGCGACUGCGAGGUCUCGCUCGACGUCGCCGCCGUCAGCCGCCGCCACGCCGAGGUGAUCCGCCGCGGCGCCGACUUCGUCGUCGAGGACCUCGGGAGCCGCAACGGCACCUACGUGAAGCUCGCCGCGUUGAUCGAAAUCGCCAAGGGCCUCGGCCGGGCGAUCUCGAUCGACGAGGUCCUCCCCAAACUGCUCGACAGCCUCUUCAAAGUCUUCACGCAGGCCGACCGCGGCUUCGUCGUCAUGCGACCCGCGCCCGACGCGCCGCUGGUGCCGGUCGCCGCCAAGACGCGCCGCGGCGACAUGGAAGAGGGCGCGCGGAUCAGCCGCACCAUCGUCGAAGAGGCGAUGACCGGCAAGAAGGCGAUCCUCUCUGCCGACGCCGCCAGCGACGAGCGGUUCGGCAUGGCCGAGUCGAUCGCCCAGUUCCAGAUCCGCUCGAUGAUGUGCGUCCCGCUGAUCGACAGCGAGGACGAACCGAUGGGCGUCAUCCAGAUCGACACGCUCAACCAAC